CUGGGCCAAAGGCAGGCGCCAAACCGCUUAGCCACCCAGGGAUCCCCCUGUUUUUUAAAGAUUUUAUGUAUUCAUGAGACACAGAGACCCAGGCAGAGGGAGAAGCAGGCCCCCUGCGGGGAGCCCGACAUGGGACUCGAUCCCAGGACCCUGGGGUCACGGCCUGAGCUGAAGGCGGACGCUCCACCGCUGAGCACCCGCCCCCACGGAAGCAGGAUGAGCAGGGCAGAGCUGGAGGAGAGGCUCUGAGAGCCACACACCCCCAACCUGCACAAGGGCCACGAGGGAACCGCGGCUGGCUGGGCUCCGUAGUGGCUGCACGUCCGGUUUCUGGGGCCACCCUGAGUUUCCUCCUGCUGUCAGGCUUGUCAAGACCACGGCCUUCCUCUUUCCUGGGCCAAGGCUGGGCCGCUUUCCCCUGAUCAGCGGCGGUUCAGUCAAGGCCUUCCCUGCCUCCUUGCAGUGCCCUGCAGCCUCUGAAAUCUGCAGCCUCUGAAAUCGGAGGGCUGGGUCUCUUCCUCCCUGCAAGGCCCUCACCUGUUAGAGACCCUGAAGCGGACAGGCCUGCCCGCCUAGUUGGCACACCCUCCCCGCCCUCCCCAGGGCCAGCCUGUCAUACUGAUGGUUCUAAACAAGUGCUCUUCUGAACCGCAGGUGACCUGUUCUGCCUUAUGUGACUAAGGCAUCUGGCCGAUGAGCAGGCUGGCGAGGCCGCCGAGUGAGGCGGAGGUGCAGCCCUGGGAAACUGAGGACGACCUGGCAGACGGCGAUUUAGGGUAUGGCCUCGGGAGGAGGCCUGGCGCGGUUUUCCAAGUGCAAGUUUCCCAAUUGUCGACAUCUAGAAAAAGAUCUGAUGGAAAGAACUUUAGCCCUCUCCUACUUCCAGGAAAGGGGGAAGAAAGAAGGGCCAGUUUUCAGUCUUCCAGCCAUAAGAGCUUGCAGGAUACUUGCCCUAAAGAAUCCGGGCCUUCCCACUACGGACGCCAGAGUAGCAGUGAUUCAAAUUCAGAAUUGUCAAACGCCGAAUUAAAGCAACGUCUUCAUGAUACUUUAGAGGAGGUAGAAAUUUUAAAAACUGAACUUGAGGCAUCGCAAAGACAGCUUGAAGGUAAAGAGGAAGCACUGAAAAUUCUUCAGAGCAUGGCAAUAUUUGGCAAAGCCACAAGUCACACUCAAGUGGUGCUUCAAAAAACUAUGGAACAAAAGAGAUCCUUGGAGAAGGAAGUAAAUGCCUUGCAGUGGGAAAUAGAAUUUGAUCAGAAUAGAUUGAAAAGUAUAGAGGAAUCAUGGAUCCAAAAAUAUGACAGGCUAAACUGUGAAAAUGCAGUCCUCCAAGAAGCUUUGAACAUGAAAACAGAAGAAAUUAAAAUGCUCAAGUCAGAAAAUGCACUUUUAAAUCAACAGUAUUUGGAGGCCCUUGCCAUGAUUGAGGUCAAACAACAGAUGGUGGCUCAGGAAAACAUAUGCCAUGAUAAAAGUGGUUUUACCGAGGUUUCAAGUCUUGAGCUCGCUGUGCUGGGAUCCUGCCUCUGCCAUGGUCUCGGAGGGAGUCCCUGUGCCUGUGCCCAAAUGGCGGCAUCUGCUCAGAAAAUGCUUCUUAAACUCAAACAGGAGUUGGGACUUUUACAGAAGAGUAAAGACGAAGCUUACAUAAUGGCAGAUGCAUUCAGAAUUGCAUUUGAGCAACAAUUAAUGAGGAAAAAUGACCAGGCACUAAGAUUGACACAAAUGGAUAAAAUGUGUAAAAAACCAACAAAAUGGAUAAAUUGGAAGCACCUUAAAGAGGAUGGAUUAUCAUCACAAGGAAGUAAGAAGACCUUAGGGCAGAAACUGUUGGGGAUGCUCCCUUCAGAAAACAGUUCUAAGAAGGUGGAUGACCAGAAUAACCCUGAGGAAGUCUUUAAGAUGCUAAUAGAGUUGUUGAAUGAUAAAGAAGAAGCUCUGGCUCAUCAAAGAAAAGUUAGUUACAUGCUUGCUCGGGCACUGGAAGAGAAAAACACCACCUCAAAUGUGAAUAAGGAAAAAAAUCCCAUGAAAGACAAUUUUGCAUUAAAGUCCUGGGGGAAAUCUUCAGAAUUCACUGUACUGCAUGAUCCUGUAUAUUCAAGCGUUCAAAUUUUAAAUUCCAUGGGCUGCAUUUGUUCAAUCCAGCACCCUCACAGAGUUCAAAACUGCACAAGAACUCUCAAGAGAUCCUGUUCUUUGCCAUCAAAUAUCAUAUUUUGAAGAUAAACCAGUUGAAAUCAGAACCAAGAGCUAUUUCUAUCGAAAGACUUUAAAAAAAGGACUGUACAAAUGUUGCAGUAUCUUCAGAAAUUUUGUAUUUUCUGGGUAUUUUUAAGUUUUAGAAGGCAGCUUAAUACUUAGAUACUCAUUUUUUACAAGAAACUUAGUAACGUGUUGACGUAUUUUAUAAAUUACAUUAUUAUACUUUAGGAAAUUUUCAGUGUUUGCCAACAUCUUAAAAACAACAAAAAUGAUUUUUAAGAAAAAGUUAUUUAACUUUAGAUUAACUUAAAGGGAUCUCUGUCAUAAGCAACAAUAUAAAUUAAUGCUCUGCGAAAUAACAAUGCCUAGGAGUGACUUAAUUUUUGAAAUAUGUAUGUGUAUCUUGUUUUAUUGUAUUUUUCAGGAUUGUUCAUUUGUCACAGGAAGUUUAAAACUAAUAAUUUCCUUAAUUUCAAUAAAGUUAUUAUGGUGGGACUUUGGCAGAACUAUAUUGCAAGCCCCAUUAGUUACCUCUAUAACUUCUUUUUUUGUUGGUGCAGUGGCACUUUGUAGCUAGAACUACACAGAAUUCUAGCACUCGCACCAUUAUGAAUUAACUUCUUGUUGUAAUGCUAAAUUUUAAGCCAUUUAAUUUUUUCUUGUUUUCUAUAAAUGUUACAUAGUAAAGAUCUUUAAUACCUUCUGGGGGGAUCCCUGGAUCCCUGGGUGGCGCAGCGGUUUAGCGCCUGCCUUUGACCCAGGGCGCGAUCCUGGAGACCCGGGAUCGAACCCCACGUCAGGCUCCCUGCAUGGAGCCUGCUUCUCCCUCUGCCUGUGUCUCUGCCUCUCUCUCUCUGUGACUAUCAUGAAUAAAUAAAUAAAAUAUUUGGGAAAAAAAAAAACCUUCUGGGAAUGCUGCUACAUUAAUAACAUCACUGUCAUGUCAAAGGAAAUGGAUUACAUUAUCAGAAACUUUUAUCUAGUUAGGAUCUCUAGUAAAAAGAUGCACGGCUUGGCUGUGUUGAAUAUUACUUAAGUAGAUGAGGUAACAACAGGGCAAAAUGAGGGAAUAGAAAAUAUAAACUGUUUAUAGUUGUGUUAAAGCAACACCACUGGCAUUAAUAAAUACUAAUAAAAAAUGAAAACCUGGCAAGUAAAUUUUGAAAAAAGAAGUAAUGAUGAGGAACUACUGUUACUAGAUGUUAAGAAUGCACUGUCUUGACAGUAAUAUACAGCUACAUUAUUUAGAACAAUGUGGUAACCAGCGGGUCAAUGGAAUAGGAUAAAGACCACACACAGAUUUAAUACAUAUGACAACUUAAUGUGAAAUAAUAGGUAAGAAAAGGGAAAGAUUUGGCAAUGUUCCACAAUAGGAAGUGUAAUAAAAAAGAAAUCAAAUAGGGCUGCCCAGGUGGCUCAGCGGUUUAGCGCCUCCCUGCAGCCCAGGGCGUGAUCCUGGAGACCCAGGAUCCUGUCCCAUUAUCAGGCUCCCUGCAUGGAGCCUGCUUCUCCCUCUGCCUGUGUCUGUGCCUCUCUCUCUCUCUCUGUCUCUCAUGAAUAAAUAAAUAAAAUCUUUAAGGAAAAAAAAGGUUCUUUUUUAAUGUGUGUGUAUAAUAUGUACAUGUAUAAUGCAAAUUCAUAUAAACUGAUAAAAUUUGGAACACUCCAAAAGAAUCUAAGUCAACAUGUUCACAAGUUAGGUUAUAAAUGGUUUAGCAAAUGUGAGGAACUAUUCAAUCAUACAGAAAUUUCAAAAAUGUAAAUUAGAAUGAGAUACCAAAUUAGCAAAGAUCACAAAAUAUGUGAAUGACAGAGAUGAUGGGGUGAAACGGAUCCUUUCACAGACUGGUGAUGGCUGUGUGUAUCUUGGGGGAUAUAUACUCAGAAGUGAAAUUGCCAGAUCAUAUGAAGAUGCUCUUUAAAAAUUUAAGGAAAGGCUGCAGUUUUCCAAAGCAAUGACACUUUUACAUUCCAACCAAUUGUGCACAACGAUCCCAAUUUCUCCGCAUCCUAACCAACACUUGGUAUUUUCUGCAAUUUUUUUUUUUUUUUGAUAGUAGUGAUCCUAACAGGUAUGAAGUGGUAUCUCAUUGUGGUUUUGACUUGCAUUUCCCUAAUGACUGGUGAAAUGGUUACUCUAAAGUCCUUUGCCCAUUUUUUUACUAUAAUUUUUUUUAUUGUUGAGCUAUCUUUUAUCAGAUCUAUGAUUUGCAAAUAAUUUCUCCUGUUGUUUUCACCCUGUGCUUAUCACACUCCUUUGAUACAUACAAGUUUUAAAUCUUGGUGUCUAUUUUGUCUUUUUAAUGAAAGCAAGUUCGUUAAGUUUCUCUCUUGGUAGCAGACAAGGAAACCAAACAGAUUCUAAGCACAGCUGUUGGCUUGUAGAUGGGAGACGCCAUGUGACCAGGCCUGUGGGCUGUCUUAAGAAACUGGGAAAGGCCCCAGGCUGACAGCUAAGAAGGACAGGAAGCAUGUGCAUUAAAAUUACAUGAAAUGAAUGAGUUUGGAAGAAUAUCCUUCCCUAGAAACUCAGAUAAGAGCUCAGUUCAGCUGACACCUUGAUUUUGAGCUAUGCAAAAAAUAGAAUUGGGCCAAGUCAGACAUCUGACUUACACAUCUGUGAGGUAGUAAAUUUAUGUUAUUUCAAGCUGCUACAUUUAUAACUUUUAUGCAGCAAAAGAAAAGUAACAGUCCAUAAAUAAAGCAUGAAUAUGUAGUGUUAUAUAAAUUUAAAAAAAAAAAUAUAUAUAUAUACACUAAAUGGCUGUUAGAUACACUUACAUGUAUUAACAUGGAAGGAAUUUAAAAAGUUUUGAGUAAAAAAGUGUGAGAUAUACAGUCUAUGACUCAUAAAAUCUUAAGACCCCAAACAAUACUGUGUAUUACUACAAGUAUUUUUACAAAAUAGCAGUACAGUAUCAUGGAAGGACACACUCAUUUCCUGAGAGUCACUCUCCCUUCGGGAAGGUGAAAAGGAAAAGAAUGGCAUGACAUGUUAAAGGGACCUCAAUUUCAUUUUUAAUUUUUUCUUUUUUUCCUAUUUAGUAGUAUAUA
Messenger RNA from Nyctereutes procyonoides (raccoon dog), 5262 nucleotides. It is a transcript of the gene CCDC125, whose product is annotated as coiled-coil domain containing 125. NCBI's taxonomy places the organism in Eukaryota, Metazoa, Chordata, Mammalia, Carnivora, Canidae. The record is from RefSeq and is a predicted model, not a curated record. Gene Ontology annotation, biological process: negative regulation of Rho protein signal transduction; negative regulation of cell motility. The coding region runs from base 694 to 2226 and encodes 510 amino acids. The transcript is spliced from 11 exons. Gene Ontology annotation, cellular component: cytoplasm.